Molecule: messenger RNA, 3617 nt
Organism: Aspergillus eucalypticola CBS 122712
Lineage: Eukaryota; Fungi; Ascomycota; Eurotiomycetes; Eurotiales; Aspergillaceae
Product: condensin subunit YCG1
Exons: 2
Coding region: 131-3478 (1115 amino acids)
Biological process (GO): mitotic chromosome condensation
Cellular component (GO): condensed chromosome; condensin complex
Source: RefSeq, a predicted model, not a curated record
CACGCUUGGGACGGACGACGCGUUAAGAUCCAUCGAUGCAACUGAUUUAGGAUGAUUUAUGACAACUAUUGACUCCCGACCCCUUACUGAACUGUCUGAGACGAGACAUCUACCCCGCCAUUGAGCCACCAUGCCUGGCCGAUCCGCCCGUUCAACGUCCACCGCCACGCGCAAGACCUCCGCUCAGCCCUCGCGCGCAGGCUCAGUGACCCCGUCUUUCACUAUCCCCGAGGAGCCUUCACUUCCAGAGGCUAUUCCCACUUUGCGCCGCGAUGUAUGCUCUCUUUUCGCCGAUGCGCAGCGCUCGACAACCGGGCAUCGGAAACUCGUCGUCCGACUGAGGAAGCUCCAAGAAGCUUGCUGCGGCAUAUCCCAGAAGAGCUCCAAGAAGGAUGGCAACAAGUCCCAGGCAGAGUGGACGCUUCCUAUGGAAGAGACCCUGCCUGAGACAGAGUUUAACACGGAAGUCGGCCGUUGCGUUCUGCGCAUUCUCCCUAUCAAGAAAUCAGAGCCGGUCGGAGACCGCAUCCUACGCUUUCUCGGCGCAUUCCUGGCAUUGGCUUCCGAGAAGGAUGCAGAGCUGUAUGCUGCAGAUGAUGAUGACGAAGAUAUGCAAAAUUCGCCCGAAACGCCAACUUCCCGCUUGACGACCAGUCUGAUCAACAUGAUCGUUCCCUUAUUAGCAACAAAAGACAAGACGGUCCGCUUUCGUGCCACCCAAAUCAUCGCCCACAUUGUCAACUCCCUCGAAACGAUAGACGACGACCAAUAUCACGCCAUUCGCGGCGGUCUUGUGAAGCGCAUUCGAGACAAGGAGCCUGCCGUAAGAGUGCAGGCUGUCAUGGGACUUGGCCGUCUCGCAGGCAACGAUGACGAAGAUGACGAUGACAGCAAGGCCGUGCUCGAGCGACUCAUCGAUAUUAUGCAGAAUGAUACCAGUGCCGAUGUACGAAAGACCCUACUUAUCAACCUCCCUCUGGUGCCGGGUACCCUGAAAUAUCUCCUGGAACGAGCCCGCGAUCUCGAUGCCGCCACUCGACGUGCCUUGUACUCGCGUCUUCUUCCCACCCUUGGUGACUUCCGGCAUUUGUCGCUGUCUAUGCGAGAGAAGCUUCUUCGAUGGGGUCUUCGUGACCGUGACGAGAGCGUUCGCAAAGCCACGGGUAAAUUGUUCUACGACCGCUGGGUUGAAGACUGCGCUGGCACCAACAACGACCCCGAAGCCGGACCUACAGGCCAACGCUCCCCACCGAACUUCAACGGGCUGCUUGAGCUCCUCGAAAGAAUUGAUGUUGUCAACUCCGGAGUAGAGUCUGGAAUUGCACACGAAGCCAUGCGUAGCUUCUGGGAAGGUCGCCCGGAUUAUCGGGAGGCGGUUGUUUUCGACGAGCCUUUCUGGGAGAACCUUACCGCAGAAUCGGCCUUCAUGAUCCGGUCUUUCAGCGACUUCUGCCGCGUUGAGAAUGAAGGGAAGUACGACAAGCUUGCAGACGAGAAGAUGCCCGAAGUUACAGCCCUUGCGUUUUACCUACACAAGUACAUGACCGACCUGUUGCAGCGGAAGAAGAUCGCCAAAGAGACCGGUGAUGCCAAUGAUGACGAUUCCGUGGAGCAAGAAUUUAUCGUGGAACAGUUGCUGCAUAUCUCCAUGACUCUGGACUAUAGUGAUGAAGUUGGACGGCGCAAGAUGUUCUCCCUACUGCGUGAGUCGCUUGCCGUACCGGAACUCCCUCAGGAGUGCACCAAGCUUGCUGUCGAGACCCUGCGAUGUGUUUGCGGCCCCAACGCUGCUGCUGAAAAGGAAUUCUGUAGCGUUGUUCUGGAAGCCAUUGCUGAAGUCCACGACACUAUUGUGACUGAGGACAGCUUCGUGUCUGCAAGGUCAGAAAUCAGCGAUGCCAGCUCCACCCGCCACCGAUCCGAGACCCCUCAGUCCGAAGAAGAGAAGCCUUUCAACAAAGAGGAGGCUAAAGCGAAAGUACUGAAGGAGAUCAUGGUCAACAUGAAAUGUCUGCACAUUGCGCAGUGCAUGCUGCAGAAUGUCGAGGGCAACCUCCAGGCCAACAUGAACUUGGUGACUAUGCUUAACAACCUCGUCGUGCCUGCCGUUCGAAGCCACGAGGCCCCUAUCCGUGAGAGAGGUCUUGAGUGUCUGGGUCUUUGCUGUCUACUCGAUAAGACUCUGGCUGAGGAGAACAUGACUCUCUUCAUCCACUGCUUCAGCAAGGGCCACGAGGCUUUGCAGGUGACUGCCAUCCACAUCUUGUGUGAUAUGCUGACAACGCAUCCCACGCUGCUUGUGCCUGUGGAACAAGAUGACGGUGAGACCGUGGCGCCGCCAGUUUUCCAGAAGCCAUUGUUGAAGGUUUUUGCUCGGUCGCUGAAGUCCAGCUCGCCUAACAGCGUGCAAACAGCUGCCGCUACAGCGCUCUCGAAAUUGUUGCUCACAAACACGUUCACACCAGCGGGGGCGAACAUCCCCCCGGCCAUUCAGGAAUAUAACCAGACUUCCGUCGAGACUCUCCUGCAGUCACUUAUCCUUUCCUUCUUCCAUCCUCGUACUCGGGACAACCCUGCGCUGAGACAGGCCUUGGCCUACUUCUUCCCCGUGUAUUGCCAUUCACGACUGGAAAACACCCAGCACAUGCGAAAGGUCGCGGUUCCUGUGAUCCGGGCCACGCUGAAUGCCGCCGAAGAAUAUUACUCGCUCGAGGCUGAGGAAGACAGUGACGGUGAUAUUGAUGAGUCGGUGGGCCAGCGGGAGCUGAAGGCAUUGAUGACCGGCGUUGUGGGUAUGCUGGCUGAGUGGACUGAUGAGCGGCGGGUUGUCGGAUUGGGCGGGGAGAGGAUUCUUGCGGGUGGUCCGGCCAACGCCAAUGCUUGCGGUUUUGUCCACCUCGCCCUGGUCAAGGAUAUCCUCGAGCGGGUGCUAGGAAUUAGCACCGGCACCAACCGUUGCUCCAAGGAAGAGAAGAAGCUGCUCUUCUCCCUUAUGAGCAAGCUCUAUAUCGCUCCUCCGGUCGUUCCCUCGCGGUCUGGGUCCCGGGCUCCUGAAGGCGAGGAUCCGUUCAGUUCCAGCGUUCGCAGUGCGCAGGCGGAAAUUACGCCGGAGAAUAAGGAACUGGCGCAGGGGGUGAAGGAGCUGCUGGAUGAGGCGAUCGAGGAAGGCGUGGCCGCCGAGGCCGCCGGGCGGAACGCGCUCGUCAAGGUCAAGAACGCGGUCCUCAAGCUUCUGGCCGCGGCUCAUGGGGGACGCCCGACCAGCGGGCGAGCCCGUGAAGGCAUGGAAGAAGGCGAUAGCGAUGUUAUGAGCGUGCGGUCGAACAUGAGCGUCCGGUCUGGUAGUGUACGACCAUCCAUUGAGCCCGGGACCAUGCGGCGGGGCUUCUCACUGGAGCCAAGUAUUAUCGAAGAAGAGGAUGAGAACGACGAUAGCCGGACCACGAUCGUGAAGUCGGAAGGUCAGGAUGACGAUUAAAUCCGAAGAUAGUUGGACAUGGGAUUGGGAAAGGCGUUUGAGAAAGGUUUCACCCGGUGCGUUGGGAUGGGUUGGCUUGACAUGGGACGGGCCGUGUAGUUAGGUGUUUGGUUACGAGUGUACAUGAUGUUUAUAGUUG